Trichosurus vulpecula (common brushtail) is the source of this 2459-nucleotide messenger RNA. Its product is annotated as nuclear RNA export factor 1-like. NCBI's taxonomy places the organism in Eukaryota, Metazoa, Chordata, Mammalia, Diprotodontia, Phalangeridae. The record is from RefSeq and is a predicted model, not a curated record. Gene Ontology annotation, molecular function: RNA binding; protein binding. Gene Ontology annotation, cellular component: nucleus; cytoplasm. Gene Ontology annotation, biological process: poly(A)+ mRNA export from nucleus. The transcript has a single exon. Bases 235 to 2145 code for a protein of 636 amino acids.
CCCGACCGCCUUGGGACAGCCAGGAGCGCAGGGGGCCUUCACCUGCUCCCUGGGGUGAGGUGCACCAAGGCGCAGGCGCCAGCGUUGGCGUUCCGGUUGGCGCAGGCGCAGAUGUUGGCACAGGCACUUCGGCCUCAAGAGACUGAGGUAGAACUGCGGCUCCCGCUCCCUGCGACUAAGGGGAGAUUAGGUUGAGACGAGUUCUACUUGGUCCUGUGCCCACCCUGCUCCACCAUGCCUGAGCAGAGCAAACCCCAAAGCAAGUUUAGAGGCGAUUGGGAAAACAAGCCUCACGGUGACUGGGCCGGUAACAGCGGUGGCAGUGAAAGCAGUAGUGGGCCGCUAAGACGAAAGAAAGGCUGGGGCUCGUACCGCCGGAAGCAGUACUCAGAGACGAAGUGGGGCUCCGGGAACCGGCGGACCCCUUGCUUUGCCGGAGAAGACCGCGAUGAUACAGAUGAACGCCAACAGACUUCCAGAAACAGGUACUCCCCACAAACUUCCCGAUUCCGGAGAACAAAAUGGUGGGAGCGGGGCGGAAACCGCAUCCAUGUUACUGUGAACGGAGAGCAAGAGACACCUGCAGUAGGUAGAAGUGUGACUGUUUACAACCAGAACCCACCUUCAAAACAGUGGUUCAAGAUAACUAUUCCCAAUGGCAAAAAGUAUGAGAAAGCAUGGCUUUUAAGUAAGAUUCAGGGCAAAUGCAGCAUUCCCUUCAAACCGGUUGAAUUUUACUAUGAAAAUAACAAAGCCCAUUUUUUUGUGGAGAGUGCCCAUACUGCUUCUGCCCUGAAAGAUGUUAACCACAGUAUUGUAGACGAUGAUAACCGCAAGAUCUCAAUUAUAAUUAAUUCAUCAAGCCCACCUUAUUCAGUACAGAAUGAAUUGAAGCCUGAACAGGUAGAACAGUUGAAGUUUAUCCUGAGCAAGAAAUACAAUAGUUCGCAGAAGUCCCUUGACCUAAAAGGCCUUCGCUCCGAUCCAGACCUCGUGGCUCAGAAUAUUGAUAUUGUGUUGAGUCGCACAAAUUACAUGUCUGCAUCAAUUCAAAUAAUUGAGGAAAACAUCCCUGAGCUCCUAUCAUUGAAUCUGAGUAAAAACAGACUUUACAAACUAGAUGACUUUUCAGAGAUCGUGCCAAAGGCACCUAAUCUAAAAAUCCUCAACCUCUCAGACAAUGAGUUAAAGUCAGAACGGGAGCUGGAUAAAGUGAAGGGAUUACAGCUGGAUGAACUGUGGCUAGAGGGAAAUCCCCUGUGUAAGACCUUCCCAGAUCAGUCCUCCUAUUUUAGUGCCGUCCGAGAACGGUUUCCAAAGUUGCUACGUCUGGAUGGCUGUGAACUGCCUCCUCCAAUUGCCUUUGAUGUUGAAACCCCCACUAUGCUACCUAACUGCAAGGGCAGCUACUUUGGAUCAGAGACCAUGAAGGAACUGGUCAUGUAUUUCCUACAACAGUAUUAUUCUGUGUAUGACACUGGAAAUAGGCAGGGAUUGCUUGAUGCCUAUCAUGAGAAAGCCUGCUGUUCCUUAAGCCUUCCUGUCAGCCUUCAAAGUCCAUCUCGGUAUAAUUUCAGUGAAUAUAUGAAAGACAACAGGAAUGUGAAAAAACUCAAAGAUCCCAGCCUUCGAUUCCGCCUUCUAAAACACUCCCGCCUCACUGUUGUUGCUUUCCUCAAUGAGCUGCCAAAGACCCAGCAUGAUCUGAAUUCCUUUGUGGUAGAUGUUUGUGCCCAGACAGAGACAUUGCUGUGUUUUUCUGUACAUGGGAUCUUUAAGGAAAUAGAUGGAAAAUCUGAAGAUACCAUCAGAGCAUUCACCAGAGUAUUCAUUGCUGUACCCUCAAAUAAUGCCACCAAGAUGUGUAUGGUGAACGAUGAGCUGUUUGUAAGAAAUGCCAACUCAGAAGACAUCCGCCGCGCUUUUGCCACGCCCGCUCCACCUACACCAUCCUCCAGCUCCUCGACCACUGCUUCCCAAGAACAGCAAGACAUGAUACAAUCUUUUUCUAUCCAAUCUGGCAUGAAUCCAGAAUGGUCACAGAAGUGUCUAGAGGACAAUAACUGGGACUUUGUUCAAGCAGCACAGAUCUUUACCUACCUCAAGGGAGAAGGCAAGAUUCCUGCAGUGGCAUUUCUGAAGUGAUCCAACUUAACUCCCUUGAAUAUUAGCACCUCUUCUGCCCUGGGGCUAUCUUUAUGACGGUGACUGUGACUAUGAUUAUCAGAAAGAGUAAGCCCCACGGAUUGACCUUCCCCUUGUUAAGAAUGUUAAAUGACAUUUCAGCCACUGAAUGAGUCAGCCUACCACCAUCACUUUUGUCUCCUGGAAGCUAAAGAUUCAUCUGUAGAACUGACACGAAAGUAUCUUAUGGUACAGGUUCUCACUUUGUUCUAAGUCCUACCAGGAAUUCUGAUUCAACCUCUUUUAGCAUAAUAAGUAAAGUUCCAUUUUCUGUG